This is a messenger RNA of Salvelinus namaycush (lake trout), 2313 nucleotides long. It is a transcript of the gene stx2b, whose product is annotated as syntaxin 2b. The transcript is spliced from 10 exons. The coding region runs from base 299 to 1159 and encodes 286 amino acids. The record is from RefSeq and is a predicted model, not a curated record. Gene Ontology annotation, molecular function: SNAP receptor activity; SNARE binding. Gene Ontology annotation, biological process: synaptic vesicle fusion to presynaptic active zone membrane; exocytosis; intracellular protein transport. Lineage: Eukaryota; Metazoa; Chordata; Actinopteri; Salmoniformes; Salmonidae. Gene Ontology annotation, cellular component: plasma membrane; synaptic vesicle; presynaptic active zone membrane.
AGCUAGCAGACUAACGGUGCAUUUUGGUUGAUACCACAUUUUAAGGAGUUGGACAACGCUUUCCUAGCUAAUAUUAAUGAUUGAAAGAGAAAACAUCUCACACCUAUUGCAUGACUAUAGAAAUUGAUGUUGAUUGUCAAAAAACUCAGUAUAACAGUUAUCUAGUUAACGUAGCUACUAGCUAGAAAAAGUUAGCUAGACACUUGUAGAGCUAAUUUAGCUACUCGAGCUAGUUGCAAUGGAGUUGAGAAGUGGUUGUUUAAUUUAUUAUUAGCCAGUCAAAAACGCAUCAAACGUGAUGAAGGACCGGUUGGAUGAAUUAACCGAAAGCAGGACACAAGCAGAGGAGGAUGUCAGAGUCACAGUUGACAGUGAUGGAUUUAUGGAAGGGUUUUUCAGAAGGGUGGAAGAGGUUAGGGGGCUCAUUGAUAAGAUAUCUUCUGAAGUGGAGGAGGUGAGGAAGAACCACAGCAUGAUCCUGUCUGCACCCAAUACAGAUGAGAAGAUGAAAGAUGAACUUGACCGGUUGACCAAUGAGAUCAAAAGUGAUGCCAACUCUGUGCGAGUUAAGCUUAAAUCUAUGGAGCAGAGCCUGCCCAAGGAUGAUGUUUCUAACAGGGCCUCAGUUGAUUUCCGCAUUCAGAAAACCCAGCACACGGUGCUCUCCAGGAAGUUUGUGGAAGUCAUGAGUCAGUACAACAAGACUCAAGUGUCGUUUAGGGAGAGAAGCAAAGGAAGGAUCCAGAGACAGCUGGAGAUAACUGGGAGAGUGACUAGCAAUGAGGAACUGGAGGACAUGCUGGAGAGUGGCAACCCAUCCAUUUUCACAUCUGAUAUCAUCUCUGACUCUCAGAUCACGCGGCAGGCCUUGAAUGAGAUUGUGUCACGGCACCAGGAUAUCAUCCGCCUGGAGUCCAGCAUCAAGGAGCUCCAUGCCAUGUUUAUGGACAUGGCCAUGCUGGUGGAGAAUCAGGGGGAUAUGAUCAACAACAUAGAGAACAACGUCUCCAAUGCAGCUGAAUACAUAGGCCGUGCCAAAGAGGAGACCAAAAAAGCUGUGAGAUACCAGAAAAAAUCCCGGAGGAAAUUGUUCUGGCUUGCCAUUUGUGUGGCACUGGCUCUCCUCAUAGUCAUCAUAAUAGCAACAAUAUUUGACUGACCAUUGAGAGGCCCCACUGUUCAGAACAGCAGAUGAGUCUACAGCAGUUUCUCACACCUUUGGGGCCAAGUUCCAGUCAUCAUACCCUGCUCAAUUUUCAACUACUCCUCCAAUACCAAGACGGGCAUUUCACUUCUCAGAGGACAAUAGAUCCAGCUGUAUCCACCAUGUUAUUACAAUAUUACACCUCUUGACUCCAUAUAAUGGCUGAGUCAGUGGCCUUGGCUUACACAAUUUCACAGAAGUCCUAGGGCUCCUAGGAAAACAUUCUCUCUUGCUGCAAUAAUACAGGGUAGCCUUUUUUACUGUCCGUGCAAGUAACUAGAAUGAAGUCUCUACAGGAUUGCCAUAGGCUACAUGUCAACAAUGACUACCAUUGCAAACUACAUAGACAGACAAAGACUCACCUCUACUGCUGCCAUAAAGGCUAAUAACACGUUACAUGGUAAGUAGAGAGAUGUCACUUUCAAACUUUACUGAGCAGAAUGAUUUUUAUCUACACCAUAAGUUAGACACUUUAAAGCAAUUCAUUUCUAGCUCUGUGUUAAAAUAUCAACUUCAGUUUAUGUAAUUUUGUUCAAUUUAGUGUAACGACCAGAACAAGAUGAUUUCAUACAGCUUAGGUGUAAUGUUUUUUUCCUUGUGAUGAUCAUGACUAAAUGUGCCUUAAGAGAACCGAACACUAUAAUACUUAAGUGUACUAAUUAAUACACUCCCAAUGAAAACUUUGAUUGGAAACCAUUUCACUGUUGGGAUGCAAUGUUUGUGUCUUGUUUUGACUACUCCUAUUACUUUGGUCUGCACUUAGAUUUUUAUUUUAUUUCUAUGAUUUAUUUAAGUGUCAUACACCUACUGGUGCCCAGCCCACAUGGGUUUACAAGACACAACAGAACCAAAUAACAUUUGACAAAUUAUACAUAUCAUACGCCUACAAUAAUCAUGGCCAGUAUAGCUACCAUCUAGCCACUGUACACACAAAGUUGAUAUCUCCUGUCCUGGCAUCGUGAACAAACUGAGCAAUCUCAAACACCAUGUCUGAAACAGAAUUCAAGCCUCAAAGACAAAAUCCAUUUAUUGUUUUAUUGACCUGUAUGACAACCUGAGACGUGUUCUUUUUUUGUAACAUUUUGGUGAUAACUCUGAAGUUUUCUGGU